This is a messenger RNA of Trichosurus vulpecula (common brushtail), 683 nucleotides long. It is a transcript of the gene SDHAF2, whose product is annotated as succinate dehydrogenase complex assembly factor 2. Gene Ontology annotation, biological process: mitochondrial electron transport, succinate to ubiquinone; mitochondrial respiratory chain complex II assembly; tricarboxylic acid cycle. NCBI's taxonomy places the organism in Eukaryota, Metazoa, Chordata, Mammalia, Diprotodontia, Phalangeridae. Gene Ontology annotation, cellular component: mitochondrion. Bases 1 to 531 code for a protein of 176 amino acids. The transcript is spliced from 5 exons. The record is from RefSeq and is a predicted model, not a curated record.
AUGUGUCGAUCCAGCCCCGUCGCUUCGUCUGUCCUGUGGGGAUCCCGGCGGCCCCUCCCUCCCAGGCUUCUUGCCUUGUCCGGGCACAAGCUUGUAUCUCCCUUUGUGGGUAGUUCAUCAUCCAGACGAUUCUACCGAGGGGCCAGCCCAGAAGAUUCUCAAAAGGAUAUGCUUGAAAUCCCCUUACCCCCUUGGGAAGAGCGAACAGAUGAACCAAUUGAAACCAAGAGGGCUCGCCUGCUUUAUGAGAGCAGAAAGAGAGGCAUGCUGGAGAACUGCAUCCUACUCAGCCUCUUUGCCAAGGAGAAUCUACACCAAAUGACAGAGAGGCAGCUGAACCUCUACGACCGACUGAUCAACGAGCCCAGUAAUGACUGGGAUAUCUACUACUGGGCAACAGAAGCAAAGCCAGCGCCUGAGAUAUUUGAAAACGAUGUCAUGGUGAUGCUGAGAGACUUUGCCAAGAACAAGAAGAAAGAGCAGAGGUUGCGGGCCCCGGAUCUCGAGUACCUCUUUGAGAAACCAGCCUGAGCUUUAUUCUGGCCUGGCCCAAGGGCAGGUCCCUAAAAGGACACACGUUAGACCCUGGUCACCUGCUGCUUCCCACCACCGAGCUGGGCUGUAGAAGGCUCCGUUUCCCCGAGUGACACAUCAUUUCUCAUAAAAGCACUCCUUGCAUCUCA